AUGAAUCCUGCUGAGCAUGAGGACUCUUCCCGUUCUAUACCCCGCAAGCGGACUCGCACCGGCUGUGUGAAUUGCAGUCGGCGCAGGAGAAAAUGCGACGAGGCCAAGCCAACUUGCACGGGGUGUAAACGUCGAGGGGACCGCUGCCAGUGGCGCGUCUAUGGGGCAUUUCGCGAUGCCAACAUCAAGGUGCUGGAGCCAGGGCAUCCGUCGAUGAGCCAGGCAAUUAGCCGGCCGUCCCGGCAGAAAGAAAAGUUCAAGAUCCUGACAGUAGAGCCAACUCGCUGGAGGGAGGGCAAGAAUGAUGCCAGCAGAGAGGAGAAAACGCCAGGCGGGAAUGAGAUCACAUCGCCAGCUUCCGAGCAGGCUUUGGAGACGUCAAUCUCAGGCCCUGCAGGGCCUGAGAUUCUGCGGCCAGCUCAAGGACCAGACGACCCCUUCCCGAGCCCAGGGCAUAUGGAAACGGCCAAAGACCUCACUUCUCCGUCCGACUCGACCCAGUUCACCAAUGAGCGCCGUCAUUCAUAUAUAUCUUCUCCAGAGCUGAUCGUUGACGAACUGACUGCCCUGCGCAGCCUCUCUCAAUCUUACCCUGGCAUGACACCGCCCCUUCUCGACUCCAGCGUCUUUUCCGACCUCGACAACCCAGCCGACGACGUAUUCCUGCCAGGAUCGGCCUACGAGGCGCUCCAUACGGCUCUCCGCAACCGCCAGCUCUGGACAGCACGCCCUGACACACCCAGUCGAGCUGCCUCGCCUACAGGUCUAAAUUAUCCUGCGCCGGAUCAUCGAGCUAGCGAGCGGGCCAGGCCAGACCGGUUCGAGUUGCCGCCGGACAGGGAAAAUAUUCUAUGGCAGAACUAUCUGAACGAGAUUUGUCUCUGGCUAGAUAUGUUCGACAGCCACCGCCACUUCGCGUCGACGUUCCCCCAGAUGGCUAAAUCGGCGCCGCACCUGCGAUACUCCAUCCUCGCCCUCUCAGCACGCCAGAUGGAGCGAAAGCAGAACGAAAAGUCCCAGUCGGAGAGCCUGUCUCUGUACCAGGAGGCCAUUCAUCUGCUCCUGCCGGAGCUGGAAAGCAAGUCGACGCCUGUGAUCGCAUCAUGUGUUAUUCUCUGUGUUUUGGAGAUGCUGAGCUACGUCUGCGGCGGUCUCAUUUCCGAAGAAGAAACCAUCAUCCCAAUUUACCGCUGGAUCCCGAGCGAUAUGAACCCACCCAACGCAACGCAGCUUUUCCUCGCCUCUGACCACGAUACCUACGCCAACUACACCGUGUAUCUGUGUGCACAGACUCUGGGCGUACUGUUCCGUCGCCCGCCAGGCUCGUCACCCUCGUACCCCGGCAGUCCGGACGAUAAUAGUGACUGUUAUGUUGCGCGGUGGAGCCGCCUGUUCGAAGCAGUAGAGCAGUGGUAUGAGAAUCGGCCGAGCCAGAUGAAGUCGAUAUUCAGUGUGUCGACGGCGACAUCAGCCGAUUGGGGGAGAGAGAGGCCGUUCCCGACAGUCCUGUAUGCGAACGGGGCUGCUAAAAUCCGUUCUCUGGCACGCGCGCCAGAUCUGCGCCAUCUCCACGUCCAACGCCCACCACCGCUCUGGAUCGCAGGCAAAGUAAUGUCGCAUCAUUCAGAACACGGGGCGAUCGUGGAGACGCUGACGAGGAUCGAGCGCGAAACGGGGUGGGCGACGGCAUGGCGGGUGGAGGAUCUACGCGAGUUCUGGGGGGAUGAUGGGGAGUAG
This is a messenger RNA of Aspergillus nidulans FGSC A4, 1737 nucleotides long. Its product is annotated as Zn(II)2Cys6 transcription factor. Gene Ontology annotation, molecular function: DNA binding; zinc ion binding; DNA-binding transcription factor activity, RNA polymerase II-specific. Gene Ontology annotation, cellular component: nucleus. NCBI's taxonomy places the organism in Eukaryota, Fungi, Ascomycota, Eurotiomycetes, Eurotiales, Aspergillaceae. Gene Ontology annotation, biological process: DNA-templated transcription; regulation of DNA-templated transcription. Bases 1 to 1737 code for a protein of 578 amino acids. The record is from RefSeq and is a predicted model, not a curated record. The transcript is spliced from 7 exons.